Messenger RNA from Brassicogethes aeneus, 439 nucleotides. NCBI's taxonomy places the organism in Eukaryota, Metazoa, Arthropoda, Insecta, Coleoptera, Nitidulidae. The record is from the annotation of a GenBank genome assembly.
UACAUUCGUAAAAAUGGAAUUAUAUAAAGAAGUUAAACAAUUAACUUUAGAGGAAGUUAAAAAACAUGACGGCGUUAUGGAAAAAACAGUUUGGGUUGUGAUUAGGGACAUAGUGUAUGAUGUGACUGAAUAUAUGGAAGAUCACCCGGGAGGUAGUGAUUUAAUAUUGGAACAUGCCGGGAAAGAUGGUACCAAAGAUUUUGAGAAUACCGGACAUUCUAAUGAUGCCAAAAAGGAGUUAAAAAAAUAUAAAAUUGGAGAAAUUAUUGAGGCUGAACGAAAGGGAAAAAUUAAGAAUAAAGAACCCAAGAUGGAGACAAAUUCAGACGAAAUUCAAAGUAUUUGCUGCCUAUCUUAUUUAUUCUGCGGUUUAUGUGGAUAAUUUAUUUAUUUUUAAAUGUAUACAUAUGUUUUUAUUAAAUAAAACUUUUAUUUUUCU